Talaromyces rugulosus is the source of this 1542-nucleotide messenger RNA. RefSeq lists its product as uncharacterized. Gene Ontology annotation, cellular component: Golgi apparatus. Bases 1 to 1542 code for a protein of 513 amino acids. The transcript is spliced from 4 exons. NCBI's taxonomy places the organism in Eukaryota, Fungi, Ascomycota, Eurotiomycetes, Eurotiales, Trichocomaceae. The record is from RefSeq and is a predicted model, not a curated record. Gene Ontology annotation, biological process: protein secretion; Golgi organization.
AUGGCUUUUUACCAUUACGGUAGAGAGAACUUCCGUCUUUUUCCCCGUGAUCCUCAAAAGGCUCGCAUCGGCUACUUAUUAAACCCCGAGGCUUCCUUCUGUACUAAUUUCCAGACAGUCGAUAUACUGAACACCGAAAAUAAUAAGACAGCUCCAUAUGGACAGCUAGGCUAUCCUGUCCACGCCCACUGCUGGAUACUAGUGGGUCGCGUUAUUGGAUUUGGAUUGGUUGAAGCCAAUCUCAAGAUAUUUUUGAAGGCCAUUGAACAAUUUUGGACUAAAAACCCCGGGCUUUGGGAAAGGGCACCUUGGAAAAAUUGCGGGUAUGAAGCCGAUUCAGAUCCAAACCCAUCUCCGCAUUUCUCGGGAUACACAAGUGGACCCGAAACUAAAGGGGACGAUCCAUACACCUUGCCAGUGUGGGAAAACCCAACAAUUGUGCCUAGAGUUCAAGAAAUCAUUGAACAGGCUACUCAGAAUCAAAAGUUACUGGAAGAGCUGUUUCCGGUGGAUUGGCAACUUAUUGGACUUGCGACUGAGGAGCUCAUGGAAGAUCCUGACUGGGAGCUCAGCAUUGGGCUUGGAAACGGCUUCUUUGAAAUGAAUGGUUGGGAUUAUGAUAUUGUCAUGUUUCAAGAAAAUCAAAGCCAACUACCUGACAAUGCUGCGGCUGAUCCGGAAUUCCUCCACCGCCCAACAGCAGCAGCAGGAUGGUGGCAAGAGCCGAACAGCCACGUCCUCGGCUCUCGCGAUCUCGCUCGCCCGGAACAGGGCACCUGGAUGGGCGUGACGCGACAAGGGCGCAUCGCCGUGCUAACCAACUACCGUGAGACCGGUGUGCCCAUUGGCACCGUCAGUCGCGGCGCCAUCGUCAACAACUUUUUGACAGAGCAGCCCGACAGUAGUGAUACUAGCAAGCGAGAUACGCGGCAGUUUGUGGCUGAUAUGAUUGAGAGCCAGGUCGCCAAAAGGGCUGGCGGGUUCAGUCUCGUGUGUGGAAAACUGAAUGAGCCGUUGGCCAUUAUUUCGAAUCGUAUGGCAGAUGACGUUGAUCGGGUGACGUGGAUAGCAAAGGAAAAAGGGGAAACUGUUGGCCUCAGCAACACCGCUUUUGCCGAUAGGACAUGGCCGAAGAUUAUCAACGGCGAGAAGCUGAUGAAGCGCACCAUCGACGCGCAUGCUGCAGAACCAGGAGAAGGGGAAGAUGACUUGAUCCGUCGCUUGUUUGACGUGCUUAGCACGGACACGCUGCCCCGACUAGGAUGCGAGCCGGUCAAGGAGGAAUACCAGGCACUGCUCAAGCAGUCGAUUUUCAUCCCGCUGCUCGGAGACCGCGCCAAGUUUGAGGCGGAGAUGGCGCAUCUCCAACAGUUGGGGUUGGCCGGGUAUACGUCGGGAUUGUAUGGCACGCAGAAACAGACUGUGCUGCUGGUUGAUCCGCAGGGAAGAGUCAAAUAUGUCGAGCGGACGCUGUAUGAUCAACAGGUCCAGCCUAUUCCGCUGGGGAUGGGAGACAGGGUGUUUGAGUUUAAUAUAGAAUGA